GCAGAGAGCAACAGGUUUAAAUCCUGUCUGUGCACAGCUCUAUGAAGCUUGUUGAUGAGGGCCUGAAACACUGACCCUGAAUCAUUUAAUUUCAUGCAAAUUUCUAUAAACCGGAGCUAUGAUAUUUAAGACAGCAGUAGAACAUGCAAAGAAACACCCUGGCCUCAUCCCGCAGUUCUUCUUCAUCUGUUUGGGAAUGGGCGGGGCAUCACUGUAUCUCAUAAGGUUGGCCAAAGGACCCCAUGUCACCUGGAACAAAACCAGUAACCCUGAGCCUUGGAAUAAACUUGACCCCACAUAUCAGUACAAGUUUGUGGCCAUCACCACUGACUACAAGAACCUGAAGAAAGAAGGGCCUGAGUUCUGAAUCUCCCUCCGGCCUCCUGUCACAAAUCACAAUGGAAAAAAUAAUAGCAAAUCCUGAUCUAGAUUCAGGUUCACUCUCCCUCUCCUCUUUAUGUCUUCACUGCAGGUAGAAGAUGAAAUGGGUCCUAGAUCAGUAUCUAUAACACUUUAGUGUCUCUGUGCCUGUGUGAUGUUUGUAAAGCAGCUGUUGAUCUGCGACUGAGAGUGUCAGUAAAUGGAUCCUGAAGGCAUAUAUGAACACUGAAAAAAGUUCAAUAUGCUGUGUUUCUAUAUAAUUACACUAAUGCAAGUGAGAUAUCACACAUGUCCACCUGCCCCUCACUGCACCAAACAAGUGGCAUCGGAUUUUUAGCCAAUUUAAUGCAAAUAAGGGACGAUACAAAUUCCAUUUAUUGCUUUCUAUUCGCUGUCAGAUAUGAAAAUCAAUUAUCAGACUUCCAAAAGUUGCAGUGGGUUGUGC
Molecule: messenger RNA, 826 nt
Organism: Plectropomus leopardus (leopard coralgrouper)
Lineage: Eukaryota; Metazoa; Chordata; Actinopteri; Perciformes; Serranidae
Product: cytochrome c oxidase hypoxia associated subunit FA4L2
Cellular component (GO): respiratory chain complex IV
Source: RefSeq, a predicted model, not a curated record